Messenger RNA from Prunus armeniaca (apricot), 2061 nucleotides. The record is from the annotation of a GenBank genome assembly. Lineage: Eukaryota; Viridiplantae; Streptophyta; Magnoliopsida; Rosales; Rosaceae.
AUGGAAUGGAAAAUAUUCGAGCUGGACUACGAGGAGAAGUCAAUGGCCAAGAGGUUGACAGUGAUGAUGAUGACGAUGAGGAUUAAUGUGAUGAUGACAUGGGACCUGAAGAGCAACGCAAUUUCAAAUAAGCAUUACGUGCCUCCAAACAAUCAACAUGGGAAAGAGAACAUCUCCACAAACUUCCUAAUAGAGCACAAGUUUCCGGGACAAGUGGUGGCCAGUGUUGGAGUACAACCUCCUACUCCCUAUGAGGUAAGAAACAAAUAUUUGGAAAUUGAGUAUAAAGACAUUAGCGAGUAUGUCAACAAGUUGAGGUCAAAGUGGGAAACUAAUGGUUGCACAAUCAUGUGUGACGGAUGGACUGGCCCGACCAGAUUGUCUAUCAUAAACUUCAUGGUAUACUCCAAGGGAAAGACAAUUUUUUUGAAGUCUGUUGAUGCUUCAGACCAUAUAAAGAACUACAAGUAUAUUUACAAACUAUUGAGGGAUGUGAUCAUGGAGGUGGGAGAGCAUAAUGUUGUCCAAGUCGUGACCGACAACGGUUCUGCAUUUGUCAAAGCCGGAAAAAAGUUAAUGAAGCAUCAUAAUGUAUUUUGGACAUCAUGUGCAGCACAUUGUAUUGAUCUAAUGUUUGAGGCAAUGGGAGAAAUUACUCGUCCAGCUACCACUCAAUUCACCACAAAUUAUAUUGCAUUAGAUAGCCUACUUAAGAAGAAAUCAGGGUUGAAGCAACUAUUCACUAGCGAAGAUUGGGCCAACCACAAUUUCAGCCGCUCAAAUGCAGGUCAUAUGGUGGAAAGUAUAGUGUAUCCUACUAUGGGGGCAAUAUAUGAGUUAAUGCGUGUAGUGAAGGAGGAAUUGGAAAGAAAACAUGGUGCAAGAUCCGGUGUUGGAGACGAUGGUAUCCUUAUACGUGUUGUACACAAAGUAUGCUCUAAAUUAGACCUUGCAUCACCAGCAGUUAGCCAAUUUGGAAAUGAGCUAACAUGGUUUAUAGAUGCAAGAAGAACUUUUGGAGAACCAACAUCAGAUGUGGCUCGAACAAAAAUGUCUCCUACUAAAUGGUGGAUCAUGUAUGGGACUGAUGCAUUAACUGUGAGAAAGUUAGCAAUCAAAGUAUUAUCACAAACAGCUUCCUCAUCUGCUUGUGAAAGAAAUUGGAGUACAUUUGCACUCAUUCACACAAAGCAAAGAAAUAAGUUGGCUCAUAGUGGGUUGGAAAAAGUAGUUUAUUGUUACUACAACAUGAAGCUUCAAAUUCGAGAUAAGGAAGCAGAAAUAUAUCAUGUCGACCGUGGCGACCCACUAGAUGUGUUUGAUAUUGCUGCUGAAGAUGAUAAUACAGAGGGUAACCAACUUUAUCAAUGGAUAAGACCUCUUCAUUUAGAUGAUGAUGAAGGCAACCCAGCUCUAAGAGUUGCUGAAGAAGCACAUAAUGAAGGGAUAAAUGUAGAAAGAGUAUUAGAGGAGGAGGUGGGAUCUAGCAGUGCUGACUCUUUGGAAGAACUUUUGCGCCUAAGAUCAAGAAAUAGAGAAAUUCCUCCUUCUUCCAAUCCUACACAACCACAAGAUCCUGCUGAUACUAAUGAUAGCUCUAGUACAAGAUCAGGAGACUUGCCUACCACUGAAGGUGCGAAUGAUGAAGGAUAUAGUGGAGUUGGAGGUAGUGGUGGAUACGGAAACUAUGUUGGACCGCUUCUUGGAUUUAUGAGCCCAUUCACUGGUGAGGCAAACUUCAUGCAUGCAACACAAGAUGAGGACCAUGGGAGUAGGCGGGCAGGUCCAAGAGUUGGUGCCAUAGGGAAGGACUAUACUCGUAGAGAAAGAGGCAAGGCAAUUUUGUCAAGUCAAGAAGAUGAUUCGUUAUCUAUAACUUUAGACUCUGUUGGAGUGGGAAGUAGUAACUAUGAUUAUACUCAUAACCAACCAUUUCCCUACCCUUCCUAUCCCAUUCCUUUUGGGAAUGAAUCGAGCAACUCAUGGAAAGAAUAUGAGACUCAAUCUUCAAAUGAUUUUGCUCAUGGACAACGUCAACCAAUCUCAAAUCCAUAUGGGUGA